GGAGUUACAUCAGGCACAGGGCAAGGUACGUGUUUUACAAGUUAAUAUCUUAAUAGGUCGCAGUUCAUAUAAUUAAAAAAAGCGAAAUAACUAAACUCCACAAUCAGUUGGACCGUGUUCGUAGGAUGACAGCGUCGUAAAGAUAUUAGAUUCGUCUUUGAGAUUCGCUGGAUGUUCGACUAUGCUCCUCAAGGAAUGUUCAAAUGUCAGACGACCAGGAAGCGAAAAAAGAUGAACUGCUUGCUCUAACAAGCAUAUAUGAUGAAGAGGAGUUUCACGGGGUGGAAUCAGGAAACGAGGGUGAGAUUCAUCUGUGCCUAGAGCUUCCUCCUAACUUCAAGCUGCUAGUCAAGGGACAGACAUCCACAGAGUAUAACAUAUCAUUUCUACCUCCACUGGUUCUGAGUUUUGAACUCCCUGCAGAUUACCCUUCAGUAUCGUCGCCCAUCUUUACUAUAAGCUGCAAAUGGCUCACAAGAGUCCAGCUAUCGAGUUUAUGGUCACUGAAUGGCUUUCCUGAGAUCACUGCACUUUGCAGGAGACUGGAUGAGCUUUGGGAGGAGAACCAAGGCAAUGUGGUCCUUUUUACCUGGAUCCAGUUCCUAAAGGAAGAGACUCUUGAAUUCCUGGGAAUCCAGUCUCCGCUUGAAAUCCAAAGCAACUGCAGUCAGCAUCAAUGUGAAUCUGGUCAGAAAGAAGCAGUAGGCAUUUCUGGAGAAAAAAGUAAACCACAAGAUUUAGACCCGAGAGCUGUUCAAGAAGUUGACCCUCACACAGAUAUACUAACUCAGCUGCUGGAUUUUGACGAAGCUCAGAAGCAGAAGGUGUUUGAUGGGAAGGUGUUCUGCUGUGGCAUCUGCUACUCGGAGAAGCUGGGAUCCGACUCUUUGCUCUUCAAAGAGUGUCAGCAUGUUUACUGCAAGGCCUGCAUUAAGGAAUACUUUCAGAUCCAAAUAAGAGAUGGCAAAGUUCAGUACCUUAACUGCCCUGAGCCAAAGUGUAUGUCCAUGGCCACUCCGACACAGGUCAAACUUCUUGUGGGUGAAGAUGAAUUUGCCCGCUACGAUCGUCUUCUGCUGCAGUCAAGUCUGGACCUCAUGGCGGAUGUUGUGUACUGCCCCCGCAUGAGUUGCUGUAUGGCUGUUAUGGUAGAGCCUGACUCCACCAUGGGCAUCUGUCCUUCUUGCCGAUAUGCCUUCUGUACCCUCUGUAAGAGAAGCUAUCAUGGCCUUUCGAACUGCAUAGCGACUACUGAUGAGCUUCGCAGUUUGCGGGAUGAGUAUAUUAAUGCAAGUGAGGAGGUAAAGAAGUUCCUUGAAAAGCGUUUUGGAAAACGGGUCAUUCAGAAGGCAGUGGAGGAGUCUUAUAGCACAGAGUGGCUGAAGAGUAACACUAAACAGUGCCCUUGCUGUGGCUCUAAUAUAGAGAAGGUACAUGGCUGUAACAAGAUGACCUGUUCCUCCUGUCAGAAGUAUUUCUGCUGGAUCUGUCUAGGAGCUCUCAGCAAAGUGAACCCCUAUAGCCACUUCAACAACCCCAGCUCACCAUGCUAUAACCAAUUGUUUCAGGGAGUGGCAAUGGAAGAUGAAGAAGGCUUUGGAAGUGAUGAAGACUGAUCCACCAUAAAUGAAAAGCUUAUUUAAAAGCACACGAUCUUUCUUCAGAAUGUAUUUGCCUUUUUAGCUAUAUAUAUUCCCCCCCCCCAUUUUUGCUUUUCACUUUUACACAUUCAAAUUGGCAUUUCUGUUGUGCAUGCACAUGUCCCUUCGAAUAGUUUUACUGAAAUUUGUGAACAAACCUUAUUUUCACUGAUACAGCCAUGCUGCAAAUCAACCUAGCAAAUGUAUGUGCUCAAGUACAGAAUAUAUAUUAUAUCUUAAAUAUAGGAAUACAGUUCCUUUGCUAUAAUGUUUUCUUUUAACAAGAUUACUUGGGUAUUCUCACCAAUUUUGUUAAUGUACAUUUCAUCAUGGAAUUUUGGGCAAAUGUUGAAUAUUUCAGAAAUGUUGGAUGGACUUGAAAGUAAAGUAAAUGUGUUGACACACAAUCAAGAUUUUAAGUUAAAAUUGUAUAUAUGUAGAGUGAGAGGUUUAUCAGAUUGUCUCAGCUCCCUGGUUUAUGCAAUGCAAGUUGAAAAGAAGAGCAUGUUUAGGCACUCUACCAUCCAGAUGAUCACUGAGCUCUGCCCCUCUCUAAUCUUGUCCUCAGCAAGGCAGUAAUAAACAAUGCUCAUGCAGCAUCUGUAUCAUUUAAUAAAAUGCUUAUAAGGUU
Messenger RNA from Ctenopharyngodon idella (grass carp), 2271 nucleotides. It is a transcript of the gene rnf14, whose product is annotated as ring finger protein 14. The coding region runs from base 204 to 1616 and encodes 470 amino acids. Gene Ontology annotation, biological process: ubiquitin-dependent protein catabolic process; positive regulation of proteasomal ubiquitin-dependent protein catabolic process; protein polyubiquitination. NCBI's taxonomy places the organism in Eukaryota, Metazoa, Chordata, Actinopteri, Cypriniformes, Xenocyprididae. Gene Ontology annotation, cellular component: cytoplasm; ubiquitin ligase complex. The record is from RefSeq and is a predicted model, not a curated record. Gene Ontology annotation, molecular function: ubiquitin conjugating enzyme binding; ubiquitin protein ligase activity; zinc ion binding. The transcript is spliced from 9 exons.